AUGCAAAAGGAGGAAGCAGAGGCUGCCAGAAAGCUGGCUGAGGUGGCCGCAGAGGAAGCCGAAGCAGCCAGAAGAAAAGUCCAGGAAGAAGAGGCCGCACGAAGACUGCAGGAGGAAGCAGAGGCCGCCAGAAAGCUCGCCGAGGAAGAAGCUGAAGCAGCCAGAAGAAAAGUUCAGGAGGAAGAGGCGGCACGAAGACUGCAGGAGGAAGCAGAGGUCGCUAGAAAGCUGGCGGAGGAAGCGGAGGCGGCCAGAAAACGAAUCGAGGAGGAAGAGGCGGCACGAAUACAGCAGGAAGAAGCAAAGGCCGCCAGGAAGCUAGUUGAGGAGGAAGCAGAAGCAGCCAGAAGGAAAGCCGAGGAGGAAGAGGCGGCACGAAGACAGCAGGAGGAAGCAGAGGCCGCCAGAAGGUUAGCUGAGGAGGAAGCAGAAGCAGCCAGAAGAAAAGCUGAGGAAGAAGAGGCGGCACGACGACUGCAGGAGGAAGCAGAGGCCGCCAGAAAGCUAGCUGAGGAGGAAGCAGAAGCAGCCAGAAGAAAAGCUGAGGAAGAAGAGGCGGCACGACGACUGCAGGAGGAAGCAGAGGCCGCCAGAAGGAAAGCUGAGGAGGAAGCAGAAGUGGCCAGAAGAAAAGCCGAGGAGGAAGUGGCGGCACGAAGACUGCAGGAGGAAGCAGAGGCCGCUAGAAAGCAAGCUGAGGAAUCGACCCAGACAGCAGGGGAUGGCAACAUCCACCCUGCCGAGGGUCUGGAGGACCUGAAGGCGGGUCUCCGGGAACUCCUGGAGGACACCUUCAGGUCUGGGGCGCUCACGGAUGCCCUCGAUUCACUCCCAGAGGAUCCGCCAAUGAUCCCGCCAGCGGUUGCGGCAGGCAGAGACACCUGCGAGGCUGCAGAGGAUCUGGGAGACUUGAAGGCCGGUCUGAAGGAGCUCUUCCAGGACACCUUUAGGUCUGGGGCAUUGGCGGAUGCGCUCAACUUGCUUCCAGAGGAGGCGCCUCCUCCCAUGCAGCCGCCGGCAGGAGGAGAUGGCAGCCUUGCCAUCCACACGAAGGCCCACCAUCUCGAUGACAUCAAGGACCUGAAGGCUGACGUCAAGGAUCUCCUUCAAGGCACCUUCAGGUCCGGGGCCCUGGCCGAAGCUCUUGACUCGCUUGCGGAGAUCGAACUCAACGAUAGCCCCAUCGAGCUGAAUGAGCUCAAGGCCGAUCUACAAGACCUUUUCAAAGACGCCUGCACAUCUGGCUUCCUGGCGGAAGCUCUGAACCUCGUGUCCGAGGAGGGAGCGCUGGCGCCGUUGCAGCACUAG
Symbiodinium natans is the source of this 1308-nucleotide messenger RNA. NCBI's taxonomy places the organism in Eukaryota, Dinophyceae, Suessiales, Symbiodiniaceae. The record is from the annotation of a GenBank genome assembly.